AUGCCGUCCUCCUCCACCAUCUCGUCCUCGGACAAGUCCAAGGUCAAAUCUGCCAUUCCAUCCUCCAGCAACAAGAUCAUCACUGCCACCGUCGGACGUGUCUAUGCUGCUCACCCCUCCCCUUCGCAAUGGAGCUAUACCGGGGUUGAAGGUGCCAUCGCCUUUGUUCGUGACCUUGUCAAAGCCACCUUCUACUUCAAGGUUGUCGAUCUCAAAGGCACCCGCGGCGUCAUUUGGGAGCAUGAAUUCUACGAGGGCUUCCAGUACAACCAGGACCGCACCUUCUUCCACUCUUUCGAAGGCGACGAGUGUCUCAUCGGCUUUUCCUUUGCCGACGAGGGCGAAGCGAACGACCUUUUCAAGAAGGUCAACAACCGAUCCAAGUACGCAAAGUCCAAAUCCAGCUCGUCCAGCUCCAAGAAGAAGAAGGCCCCUUCGGGCGGCAAGAUCGACAAGUCCAUGAUCGGCGCCCCCUCGGGUUUCAAGCAUGUCGCUCACAUGGGUUUCUCCGCUGAGCAUGGCUUCAGCUCUGAAAACGUCGAUCCCACGUGGCAAGCGCUGCUCGAACAGCUCGGAAACCUUGGCAUCAGCGAAAAAGACAUCCGCCAGAAUGAGAGCUUCAUCAAGGACUUUGUCGGCAAACGUGGCGGCCCAGGCUCUGCUGCUGCCAAGCCAGCGCCUCCCGCAGCUCCCAAGGCCAAGAAGGUGCCGCCUCCCGCUCCAACGAGCAAGCGCAAGGCGCCUCCUCCGCCUCCAGCUCCAAGGUCUCGCCAUGCCGCAACUGCCUCCACUGCCUCUGCAUCUUCUGCUGCGCCUCCUCCGCCGCCUCCACCACCUCGCUCGGGUGCAGGCGGCUUGUCUGCUCCUCCUCCGCCUCCGCCACCUCCCGUACGUGCUCCAGCUGGAUCCAGCGCACCGCCGCCUCCCCCUCCGCCUAUGCGACCUGCAGCGGGUGGCGGCGCGCCUCCGCCUCCGCCUCCUCCACCGCCCAUGGGUGGAAGCGGCGCUCCCCCUCCACCACCGCCGCCGCCCCCCGCUGGCGGCUCGCCUCCCCUGCCACCACCUCAGGAUGGUCGCGGUGCGCUGCUCGCUUCCAUCCAAGGCAAAAGCGUGCACAAUCUGAAAAAGACCGACGCAGCUGCUCCACCUGCUCCAGGAAGAGCUGCUGUUGCUGGUGGUGUCGCUGGAGCUGCAGUAGGCGCAGGCGCAGCUGCCGUUGCAUCAGGCUCAGAGUCGCCAGGUGCAGGCGGAGGUGAUGGCGAUCUUGCGAGUGCUCUGGCUGCUGCACUCAGUCAGCGCAAGGAAAACAUGGGCGACUCGGACGAGGAAGGUUCCGACGACGACUGGUAG
Molecule: messenger RNA, 1350 nt
Organism: Sporisorium graminicola
Lineage: Eukaryota; Fungi; Basidiomycota; Ustilaginomycetes; Ustilaginales; Ustilaginaceae
Exons: 1
Coding region: 1-1350 (449 amino acids)
Biological process (GO): actin filament organization; regulation of Rho protein signal transduction
Molecular function (GO): actin binding; small GTPase binding
Source: RefSeq, a predicted model, not a curated record